This is a messenger RNA of Rhizoctonia solani, 639 nucleotides long. RefSeq names its product C2H2 zinc finger. The transcript is spliced from 4 exons. The coding region runs from base 1 to 639 and encodes 212 amino acids. The record is from RefSeq and is a predicted model, not a curated record. NCBI's taxonomy places the organism in Eukaryota, Fungi, Basidiomycota, Agaricomycetes, Cantharellales, Ceratobasidiaceae.
AUGACUAGCGUCCACACCGUGCCCUCAUCGUCCCGUUCGUUGCCUCCCAUUCCCUUGCGCCGCUCGAUCGAGGCCGGGCCAAGACAAGGAUCAACACUGACCCCGAUGGAUAUCAAACCUCGCUGUCUCUCCCACCCAUACGACAAGGCGUGCUGGAAUCCUCCAUCAUUGACCAAUCCUACAAUAUCCGACCUCCUCGCCGACUAUCGAGUCUUCUCCGCGAGAGCGCCUGCACAGCCCCCCUUUGUGUCUGCUCGCCAGCAUCGUGUCGACAGCAUCAGCACCGUCGGCACAGACGACAUCUCUCGCCCUCCAAGCCCCGAUGCCCUUUCGUCAUCCACCAGUUCACUCUCCUCCAUCCUCGAAGACAGAUCAUCAUGCACAUCUCCGGGCCGAUCCAGCUCCCGCUUCCCUCGCCUUCCCGCCCAUUCCGCGUUCGAGCUGUCCGAUCUCAGAACGUCCUUGCCCUCUGAGCCAGGUCCUUCCAAGACACCCGUCUUUAGGUCUCCAAGGUCGACGCCCUUGCCCGUCUCCAGGCCCAUGUCCCCCGCCGUCCAACUCAGUCCUCACAUGAGACCCCUCACGCAACGGUUACGUGGUUUGACCGUCGCAGUUCGCUCUCACGUCCUUGCCCUCUGA